AUAACAGAGAGAAUCGCGCCCAUAGUAACAGCGACAAUAUGGCGCUGUGAAUUGUUUUAGUACGUUUGAGUGCUGUAUUUCUUUCCCUGUGAACCUCGUAGUACACAGUACAGCCAUCAUGCCAUUGGGACCCUUUGGCGAGGUGGUGGGCACAACAGGGACCCUUGAGGCUCUGGGUCCUGAUGCCCAAAACUACAAGACUAAGGUCAUUGCCCCUCGCAACCCAAAGCUGGUGAAGCAAAAUGAACCGGACCAUCAUAAGAUGACACCCAGCAAGUUUCUCUUUGACAUGUCAUUGAGCACUGAGCAAAAGCUUGCCAACACACACAUCAUGAAGGUUCCCCGCAAGACAGAACUACUGGACAUGGGAGACACAUCUCUACAGAAGUUUUCAAAGGUCAACAUUGAUGAGCCCAUGUUCCAACCCUUUCCAUCAGAAAUAUACUUUCAGAACUUCAACCCAUUUGAAGUAUAUGAAGUACCACUGACUUUGAGAAAUAAUGACAAGGUUCCUCGCCUUGUGAAAGUGACUCAGGAAGAUUCUCCAUACUUCAAAGUAAUCAGCCCAAAUGAUGUUGGCCACAAGGUUGGACCAGGAUUGCCCACCACAUUCAGAGUGCAGUUCAUGCCUGAUGAGAAGAAGGAUUAUCAGCAUGAACUGAUCUGUAUCACUGAAAGGGAAAAAUUUGUGGUGCCAGUAAGGGCAAUUGGAGCUCGUGGUAUCCUCGAUUUUCCGGAUGAAAUACGCUUUCCAACAUGUCCAGUGAAGUACCCAAACACAAAGACUCUGCUGGUCAGAAACAUCGGCAGUCGGGAGGCAAAGUUCAGCCUCAAAGCUGAUGAGUCAUUUUCAGUGACCCCAGAUAUUGGCACACUCGGGGUGAAUGACAGUAUUCAAGUGACCGUGGAGUUCAAACCACUGAGAGCAGGGGAUCACAAUGGAGAACUGCUUCUCACUUAUGACACUGGGGAGGAGGUUUCAAUUGCUUUAUAUGGAGCCUCUCAAGAUGCCAAUGUCAGACUGGACAAAAACUCAAUUCGUAUUGAGAACACCUAUAUAUCCAUGGCCAACCAGAGAACUGUGGUCAUCACCAAUCGCAGUGACUUCAUUGCACACUUCAGAUGGACCCGAUUUGCCACACAAGAUGAUGAAGAUCAACAGAGAUUGCUUCAGGUGAUUGAACUGGACAGGGAAGAAAAUUCAGACACAGACAGGUUUAUCGAUGAGUGUGUGGCAGACCCGACCUUGCGAGACAAAUUGUCAAUCCUGUCAAGGACAUUCCAGAACAGAAAAAGGGCUGUGGAGAAUGACCCUUUGCUGUUUGAUGAUGAUGUCAUGUCAAUUGAGCCAGUUGAAGGUGAUAUCUGGCCCAACUCCUCUUUUGAGAUAAAUGUAGUCUUCAAGCCAAGGGAAGCAACUUCAUACACCCGGACGGCUUACUGUGACAUCACUGGCAGGGAGAGUCGUCUGCCCCUGAGAAUCCGUGGCGACGGAGAAGGGCCAAAAGUAGACUUCUCUUUCAACCACUUGGACUUGGGAAACAUUUUCAUCGGGUCCAAACACACCUAUGAAAUUGUCAUUGCCAACAAAGGAGAUAUUGAUGCCAUUUACAGUGUUGUGCCCAACACGAGCAUCUUUGGGCCGUGCUUCGCCUUCAACCCUGCAGAGGGCAUCGUCAUGCCUGGCGGGCAUCAGGCCAUUCAAGUGGCCUUCAACAGCCCCUAUCUGGGAGACUUUGAAGAAGUGUUCUGCUUCCAGGUUGAUGGACAACCACAACAGUGCAAAAUCCAGUUCACGGGACGUGUUGUUGGGCCAACUUUCAAUUUUGAUGUGGCUAAACUGAAGUUUGGGACUGUCCCCUUUGGAUUUCUGAGUUCUCAGGUGUGCCACCUGGUGAACACCUCCCUGGUGCCCAUGGUGUUCCACCUGCGUGUGCCUGGAGACGGCAUGAACAAAAGCGUGUGCUGCACCCACGAUAUCGAGAAGACACCCAUGGAGCAAGGGCCUGUGCCAAUGCAUGACCCAAGAGAGUUUGAAAUCAUUCCAUCAGAAGGGGUUAUCCCACCUCAGAGUGAGAUCAAGGUCACCGUGAACCUGGUUCCCAACACAGUGAAGAAGUACGAGGCUGCACUUGUCGUGGAUGUGGAGAGAGUGGGAGAGGAGAUCAUGACUCUGCCCAUCUCAGCCAAAUCAAUGGUCCCAGUGAUCAGCAACCUGACCCCUGUCCUCAACUAUGGCCGCUGCUUCCUGCGUCACCCAUACGAGCACCGCAUACGUCUCCAUAACGACACUGAGCUGGCCGCCAAGUAUGAGAUUGUUCCACAAGAGGUGAUCACCAAGGAUAACGCACCCAUCUCCUACCAGAGUCCCCAGCCAAAGGGUAUUAUUGCGCCCCAUUCUGUGGCUGAUGUCCCCUUGUUGAUCAAGGCCAAUGCUCUGGAGGAGCAGGAGGUCCCGUGUCUGGUGCAAAUCUUUGGUAGCCAAGACCUGCCCAUUGCUGUGCAUGUGAUCUGUGUGGGUGAGGGCCCUGUGGUGCAUGUCAGCCCUCUCGACAUAGACUGGGGAGAUGUGGCCGUGCUCCGCGACAAUGAGAAAACUGUCGUCCUCUCCAAUGAGUCCUUCAUUCCUGCCAAAUUCACAGCUCACAUGCUGAGACCUAACGCAGUGUUCAGAGUUAGUCCUUCAGAAGGUGAAAUCCCUCCUGAGAAUUCCAUGAAGCUGACUGUGACAGCAAAUUUGGACGACUGUGUCAGAUUUCAGGAUAAGCUGCAGAUCAACUUCCUGGAGAGUCAAGCGAGGCUGAUUCCUCUCCAGGCGUACGGGAAAGGAACAACCAUCGUGUCUGAUCCCCCGCUUGGACCUGUCCUGGAUCUGGGACCAAACUUCAGCAACCGCCAGUUGACAAAGACGUUCAAACUGACCAACAGGGGCCGCCGCCUACAGCAGUUGGUGUGGCUGACAGACGGCUACAUCCCUCUGUCCAAAGCAAAGAAAGAGAAGCUGAGAGCCAGCGUACCCCCAAACAAGAACACACCUGCGCUGGACAAGCCCUCACCAAUCUUCCAGUUGACUCCGAACCGCAUGGAGCUCCGUCCAGGAGAGUCCGUGGACUUCAAUAUCGAGGGAUUUGUGAAUGGUCCUCAGAGUGUGGAGGAGACCAUUGUGUGUCACGCUAUCAUCGGCCGGGCAGGUGGAAAGAUCCCCAUUAUCAGUGUGGAUAUCAAGGCAGACUUCAUCGAGCCUUUGCUUAACUUCUCCACCAAGUGUGCCUUCUUCAGGGUAGACAAGGAGCCUGACGAUGAGCUCAAAGUGGAGCAGAAGCAGCUGGUGAUGAACAAUGUGAGCAGCUUGACACUGACUGUGGGCCUACAGCUGGCCAGUCCCUUCAGCAUGAUCAUUGGAGACGAGAAAGUCUCAGAGACGGAGGUCUGCCUUCAGCCAGAAGAGGUCUACUAUCUUGUGAUUGAGUUUGACCCUAUGUUCAAAGAUGACUGCCACAUACGCACGGUUGAUGAGGUCCUUUACAUCACCUACAAGGAACACCCACACAUUGACUAUGUGGCCUUGCGUGGAGAAGUCUACUUCCCCAACCUGGAGUUUGAGAAGUCAGUGGUCGACUUUGGCUGCAUUCUCAAUGACACUGAGGUCACUCGGUACAUCAACAUUACAAACAACAGCCCCAUGGAGGUGCGUUACCACUGGUCUUUCCUUGUGGGAGAUGUUCCCUCAUCUGUGAGGAAAAUGCCAAGACCAAAGAAAGCUUUUGUGAAAGAGAUGAUCGAGGAGGAAUGCGUGAUAACCGAAGUGCUUGAGGAGGAGGAAGCAACUGCGGAGGAUGAAAAUGCAAAGGAGGCUGAAGUGGGCAAUGCUUAUGGUGACGGGACUGACAAUGAGGAGGAGAGAGAGAAAGUCCAGGAGGAGACUAUGGAAGUGUCAGUGGAACGGGCUAUGGAGGUUGUUGAUGGGAAUGAGAACCUUGAAGAGAAGAGGACAGAUGACGUUGGUGAUGAUAACAGGAAGGAUGAUGGAGGCUCCCGCCCCGAGAGUCCUUUGGAUGUUGAUGCUCCAGAAAAGGGUCAGCUUGAUCAAGAAGAGAAAUCAGAUGGUGAGAACGAAAAAGAACAGCAGGAGAGGAUGUCUCUUGGAAGCCGUUUGUCUUUGAGAGAAGACGAGGAGGAAGCUCUGCGCUCCAACAGGGUGCUCAUGGCUCUCCUCGAGGAAGACGAGGAAAUUGCACCAGCUAUUGGUGUGGAGGAGGUGUUUGACAUCCUUCCUCUCUAUGGCUGUCUUCAACCUGGUGACACAGAACAGGUGACCUUCACCUUUUAUGGACAUGCUGACAUUUGGGGAGAGGUCAAGGCCAUUUGUGAAGUUGAAGGUGGGCCUACUUAUGAGUUGAAGAUGACAGGUGAAGCUUCUCUGGUGGAGUACGAGUUCAACACCAAAGAGAUUGACUAUGGCAAGCAGAUGUACGAUCAUGUGGCUUCCUCCACCAUCACCCUCAUCAACACGGGCAAAGUAGGCUUUGAGUUCAGUGGCAUUGGCAUGGACCCAGCUCUACAGAAGAGACCUCUUCCUGGCCAACCUGUUAUGGUGCCUCAUUCUGGCUACAUAGAGCCCUUUGCAGAGCAAAAAAUAGAGGUGAAAUUUCUGCCUGGAGUUCCAGAGAACUUCCACAAGAGUUUCCAGAUCCAGGUGGCGCACUUUGAACCAGACUCCAUCAGCCUCUAUGGUGAAGGUGUGUUCCCCCGAGUGUCUUUGGACCUUCCGCGACUGGAGGAUGAGGAGGGCGUCUAUGCUGGUCUGGUCAAGGAAGCAAAGGAGAACCUGGCCCGCAGCUUCAAGAAGCAGCAGCAACUGGCCGCACUCAAAGCAGACGAGGGAGAAAUUGAGGAAGAGUUGAUGAAGCUGGUGUCAGUUGAAGACGGAGAUGGAGACGGGGAUGGGACACGAGAGGCUGGCUCCAACGCUCAGGCUUAUAAUUCAAGAAAAAAUUCAAAGGCCAGUGCUGGAACUGUCCUAAUGAAUUCUGGAAGUGGGCCUAGUCGCCAAAGCCUCAAAAGCCUGACAUUCACCCCUCAAGAGCCUAGUUCUAGUGGAAUUCCAAUCCCUCUGCUGGAAGGAGCAGAAGGAGAAGCUGGAGAUCCUGGAGAUGCUAGUCAGGCUGUGGCUCGAGAAAAUGCUGUACAGGAAGAAGGGGAGCCUUAUGCUGAGGGUCAAGGAGGUGGAGAUACCGGAACUGUCCAGACUCCAAAAGUAAACCAUCUCCCAGAGCAUGAACGAGAACCCUCUGAGCUGGAGACACAGAUGGAAGUGGAGAGGCUGGCAGUGAGAGAUUUUGCUUUGGAACGCCAAAAUGACUCCUGCAGAUCCUUCAUUCGGGCAUCAGUGGAUGACAAAGGGGACAACCUGUUACAGCCAGUUCCAUCCAAUUUGACUGUGCUCACAGCUGAGUCUUUUGGUGCUUCAAAGCCGAAACCUCUACUGCCAGACUACCUUCUGGACUUUGGCUUUGUGGUGCUGGGCACGGUGCGCACCCAUGUGGUGAGAGCCACCAACACAGGAUGGUUCCCCGCCUCCUUCAAACUGGAGCGACAGAACAUACACGUAUCUGGGUUUCACGUCGAGCUGGAUCGUGUACGGAAUCUGCCUGGAGCCCCAGACAAUGAAACUCUGGACUUUGUGGUCAGUUUUGACCCUAGGGGAGCUAACCUGCACCUUGGAGCUGUGGAGGUGGUGGUCCCGAUCAAUAUUGUCAAUGGCCCAAUGUUGAUGAUGCGUUUGCGGGCUCACGUGACAAUGCCGGACAUGGAGGUCUCUGAUGAUGUCCUGGAGUUUGCAGAGGUCAAGUGUGGAGAGUGUAAGGUCAUCACUGUACAGCUGCACAACCACCAGAUGGUCAAGUGUGAAUGGGACUCGACCCCAACAGAUGACAACAAGAACAUCGACAAACACGUGCCCAUGCACUUACGCCGCAAGAUCAGGCAGGCGAAGAAGAAGCCUCGCAUCUUUGAGGUGCUGCCCCCUACAGGUGUGCUGAUGCCUGGUCAGAGGGUGAAUGUGCAGGUCAAGUUCAUGCCCACAGAAGAGAAAUUCUAUGAAAACCGGAUUCCCAUCCGCAUUGCUCAGAGCAGUCAGCGAAUUGUGCUGUUGUGCCAUGGACAAGGAUUGGAGCCCAGGCUGGAGUUUGAGCGGACGUUGGUUGCCUUUGGUCCCAUACUGCCCCACAGUCAGGGAGACGACCAAGAGGUGGUUGUCCGGAAUCCCUGCUCCUUCCCCAUCGAGUUCUACUCCUUGGAGUUUGACUCUGGCUAUCUGGAGGAAGAAAAGGUUCUCCGCCUCAUGCGAGGUUAUGAUGAGUACAACACUUUGCUGCUUCCUCCCAGGCCUGUCAACGAGAAACUACCAAAUGAACUGCUUGACUUUUAUGAUGAGCAACUGAAGAAACUUGAAGAGGAGGAAAAGGUUAAGCAAGAGGCCGAGGCAGCUGCAGAAGCUGAAAGGAGAGAGAGAGAAGAGAAGGAGAAAGAAGAAUGUCUCCUUGCUAUUUUCCCAUGUUCAGCUUUACUGAAUCAAUCAUCGCCGACCUCUCCUGACACUCCUCCUCCUCCCGCUCCUGCGCCUCCUGAAGAAGAGAAAGAAAAGAAGAAAAAAGAAAAAGGGAAGAAAAGUGUGGGGAAAGACACUAGUAAAGACAAAAGUGGCAAGGAAAAGGCGCAGAAAAAAACUGAUGAGAUGGAAGCCUUUGAGGCUGAAAAUGUUAAGCCUGAUAAAGAGAAGGAAGCUGAACUACUUGCUGGGGAUGACGCCACAGAAGACACGAAAGGUGGGGAGACAACUCCGGCCCCAGCAAUCCUGACCACCGCUCCAUCCCGCACCGCAACACCAAACGACCCUGCUGCUGCUACUGCUGCUGCUACUGCUCCGGUCGUGGGAGAGCUGAGUGCUGAGCACACCAUAGAUGAAAUAGCCAAGAAGGAGGAUUUGCUUGAGGAAAAAAUGAAAGAGUCCAUAGCCAGUGGUCCCGGUGUUGGCGAACUGGAAAUCACACCAGUGUCUGCAGCUAUUGCACGUCACCUGGGCAUUGACCUGACUCCUGAAGGCAAAGCAGCCAGGAACAGGCGGGGAAUGGCAGUUAUUGUACACGGAGCUCCCUUGUCUGGCAAAACAAGCACAGCUGUUUCCUUGGCUAAACACUAUGAGGCAGCUCUCCUGACAGUGGACGGCAUUGUGUGUGAUGCUAUUGCCAACGGCAACACCCCAGCUGGUUUGAGGGCACGAGAACUGUGCUCUGAGGCUGCCAAAAGGAAAGCAGAGGAGCUGAAAGAGAUGGAGGGUUUUGAGGGGGACAAGAAACAAGGAGGCCUCAGUGUAGAAGCUGUUACUGCCCAUACACAGGGAGCAGCUGGAGCAGCUGGCUCCUCCCUGGCCUCCAACAAAAAGACAAGCACAAUUGUGGAUCAGAAAGGCAAAGACAAACCAGCUGGGGGCAAGAACACUGUGGUCAACUCUUCCCUUGAGGGAGCUACUGGCAGUCAGGUCCCAAGUAGUCCACCUCCUCUGACAGCCCCCAUUGCUCGUCGCCUGAGCAUCAGUGCCAGUGUGGCUGGAGAGGAGGGCUUUUUGUCCUGUGUGCUGCCAGAGGACCUUUUGGUGGAGAUUUUGGCUGAACGCCUACAGCUGAACGAUUGUCACCGUGGAGUUGUCUUUGAUGGACUGGAGACUCUCUUCUCCCAGACCCUUUUCACCACAGCCAAUGCCAUUCUCAAAGCUCUCAACAACCGAAGAUUCAUUUAUUUCUGCACUCUCAAGUUGGACUUCAACAUUCUGAAGGAGCAGGAAAAGAAGGCUCAAGAAGAGAGAGAACUGGAUGAAAAGAAACGUGAAGAGGAGGAGAUCCAGUGGCUAGAAGAUAUGGAUGAGGAUGAAUAUGAUGCCCUGCCUGAGGAUGUCAAGACAAAGGUGGACCAGAAAAGACUUGUUAUCAAGAAGGAGAGGAUCAAAAGAGAGCAAGAAGAAAAGGCAGAGAGGGAGAGAAUUGAAAGGGAACUGAGAGAGGAAGAAGAAAGGCGUAAAGAGGAGGAAGCCAAAAGUCGAAAACCCAGAAAAGGAAAAACUCCUGCUGUCCCAGAUCCCAAGGAGAAGGACAAGAAGACGCAGACAGCUGUGAAGACAGGUCAGGGGUCGGACCGCACGCAGAAGUCACAGGGUGGCGCCAGGGGUCACGAGGGAGAGAAAGGCCCAGGCUCUGACCGGCCCGAGUCACAUGCCACAGAGAAAUCUGAUGGGCAAACGGAGGACAGCAAAAAAAAGAAAGAGAAAGGCAAGAAAGACUCCAAGAAGGAUGCUUGUGAUUCAUUGCCCCUUGAAGAAGCUAGAGACCCCGCCAAAGAGGCAGAAAUGCUGCUCAUGCAAAGAUUCCGCACCUUUGAAGCUGGACAAAAGGACAUUCAGGACCUGCUAGAAUUCUGGGACAGGUCGACACUCCAGCCACGCCGACCGUCCACUCCUUCUGAGAGAUCUGACGAGGACCAGAAGGACCACCCGGCCUCAGGGAAGAAGGGGAAAGGAAAAGAGAAACAAGACAAAGAGAAAUUGAAAGAGCAAGAAAGACUCAGGAUGGAAAAAGAACUGGCAGAGAAAGCAGCAAAAGAGGCUGCUCUAGCAGAGGGUGAGGAUGGUGACACUGUGGACGCAGAGGAGGAGAAGAAAGAAGAGGUCGGAGUCCCCAACAUUCUCAUUGACUGCUCCGACAAAACCUUCACACCUCACCAGAAGAUCAUGGAGGCAGAGACCCUCCCCACAGUCGAAGAGGAGGUUAAUAUGAGUAAAAACUCCCUCCAAGAAAGCUGGCCGAAAAAGUCUCGAAAGAAGUUCAGCGAAGAUAUCAAACCAAAGUUAAAUUUCAACUUCAAUAAAGACAGCAAAGAUGAUGUUGACUCGAAGGUCAAGUCUGUUUCAGACAGCAUUAAGCUCAACAAGCAGUCAAAAAUAGAUCCAGUAAAAGAGUCUGUCCAAAAUCCUCCUCCAAAAGUGAAAGUGUUAGCCCAAGACACCCAGAAAAAUAAAAGUUCUGCUCAGACUCUUCAAAAAGAAAAGAUGUCAGUACUGGAUCCUGAUCAGGAGGAAGAAAAGAGAAUUCUCCAGGAAAUGGAGGAUAUUUAUGCUGCUGGUCAGAAUGAGGAAGAGGCGGGUGACCAAGGCAAUCCGUACGCCAAUAUGACCUUUGCCGAGAUGAUGCUUGUGGCAGGGAAGUUGCCUUCCAAGGAAGAUGUUCUUGAUGGUCUUGGCCUAGGGCCCCAGGGUCCGCCUCUUCCUCCUCCCGCCUCUUUUGGAGUGAUCCCAUUCCCCAUCAAACGCAGACCCCCACAAAUGUCUGAGAUGGGAGGCAGAUAUGUUUUUGUGGCAUCAUCACCAGAUGACCCCAACAUUGGUCAAGAUGACAAGGCUAAAGAAGCUGAUGCUGAAGAUGAGAGCGCCACAACUCCAGACAAGGGCAAAGACGACCAGCCCACACCCACCAAAGGGAAAGGAGCAAAAGCGGCAGCUGAGAAAGGGCGCACCAGCACCGAAAGCAAAACUGACCGCAAACGCAGCGCAGAGAGGAAGAAGCAACCUAGGCGUAACUCAGCUCAGAUCACAUCUCCACCUCCAGGACAUGCUACUCCAGUUUCUGAUGGAGACAAUUUGAGCCGUCCUACAACUGGUGCAGCAUCACGGAGCAGCAGUCGACUGGGAGUCCAGUCAGCCAUCUUGGAGGAAAGAGCCCCUGCGAAACCACUGACCAUUUUCCGGUGGACCGUGGCUGCUGGUGGAGAAGUCACGCUCAAGUUGCGGUUCACAUCAGAUGACCUGGGACAGUUUGACCAGACCCUCAACUUUGAGAUUGUUGGCACCAGGCGUAGAUACCAGAUGUUCUGUCGGGGUGUUUGUGCUUUCCCAACUAUCAGCAAAGAGCCGAGGAUUGUGUUCCCAAGCAGAAAGAAAAACCGUCGUGGAGAUGAAAUUGUCCACAAGAAGUACAUUUUGAUGACAGAAACAUUUGAGUUUGGACCACUGUUGGUUGGCAAAUCCAGGGAAAAGUAUCGGGAAGGAAAAUAUCCUGAAAACAUGGAGACAUUCACAGUGUUAAACACUUCGCCGUUGGAAGCUGACAUCAGCUUCUGCUUCCUGCAUGACAGCAAAGCUGAAACCUAUCUCCUGGAGCCUCCCACCAUGCUGCUGAAGCCAGGAGAAUCAGACAAACUCACUGUGUGGGCGUAUCCCAAAGGCCCUGGUCACUAUGAGGAUGCUGUGGUGUGCUGUGUUCGUGAGAACCCGGAGCCCAUUGUGUUCAAGCUGUGCUGUGAUGGCUUCAGACCAGAGCUGGAGGUGGACAAGAAACAACUGCACUUUGAUAGAGUGCUCUUGCACAGGAAAGACACAAAGACCAUUUACUUGCGUAACAGCACGCAGUUGCCUGUUGCCUGGAAGUUGAGUGGCCUUGAAAAUCUCGGAGAUGACUUCACUGUGGCUGCUGACAGUGGAAUCGUAGAGCCUCUGUCAGAGUAUCCCCUGCAAGCUUACUUCAGAGCCAUGAAAGCAGUGCAGACAACCAAGAAGAUGAUUCGCAUAGAGAUUGCAGAUGCUGACAACAUCAUGGGUGUAGUGCACACAGAGGCCAUCCAGGUGAUCGCAGAAGCUUAUGACGUUGCCCUGGACAUGAGCUUCCCCAAAGGCACAGACGGUGGACUCGACUUUGGAACUAUCAAGGUCAAUGAAGAGACCAAACAGACGUGCACACUGAAGAACAAGGGAAAAUAUGAGAUUUCUUUCAAUUUCCUGUUAGAGAAUGUCGAUCCAAAAAAUCCAGACGUCACUUCUCUGUUUGCUGUCGUGCCAAACAGUGGGAAGCUCAGUCCUUUGGAUAGACCCACACAGGUGCAAGUAAUCUUCAAAUCCUCCCGAGAAGUUGUUGUCAAGGAUGUACCUAUUCUAAAAUGUCAAGUUAUUGAGCCAAAUUUGGGAGAACAAGGAGAGAUGAUUGCAAGCAUCCCAGUGAAAGUCUCAGUGAAAGCAGUUUUCAGCAAGUUCAAUAUCAGUCCUACUAAUGACAUCAACUUUGGUUCACUGCUGGUGAACAGCAAGAAGACUCGCACUUUUAUGAUUGAGAACAAGGGCGAGUUUGACUUCAAGUACACCAUCUCGAAGAAAGAGAAGGAGUCCAAUGCUCAGCAGAACUUCCGACCAAACAGGCCAUCUGUAGUGGAAAAAAACGUUAAUGAAAACAAAAGAAAUGUGAAAACUGUCAAGGGAGACAAGAACAGCAAGUCAAGGGAUGACUCCAGCUCAGCCCCAUCCAUCAAGCCAAAGAAAGCAGAUUCUGUCAGCCAACACACUGACAUAAUGAAACCUACAGUUGCAAAUGAGAACAACAAUAUGGCUAGACCGCAAGAUGCUGGCAGCGGUCAGUCUAAGCUGACCCUUGGCAUGUUCACCAUCUUCCCUGCCUUUGGCAUGAUCCUUCCCAACGGCAACCAGGUCAUCACAGUCGACUGUGUGGGAGAGAACCAAGGCAAAGAAAUUCAGGAUAUCAGCAUCGAUAUCACCGAGAGAGAUCCCACCACUUUCAAAGGUGGCGUUCCAUACCGUCUCGUGGCAGAAGCAUGCAUCCCCACCAUCAAUGUGGAUGAUGUAGGAAGCAUCUUUGAGGAGCACCGUGUUUGCAAGAACCUGUCGGUGUGGCAGCACAUGAACUGUGGCAACUUGGAUGUUAACGGAGUUUUUGGAGAAGAGGAGAAGAAAUUUGUUUUCAACAAUGUCAUUGUCGGAAGGAAAGCAAAAGCUCGUUUCAAGAUCUCUAACACAAACAAGGUGCCCUGUGAUGUAGUGUUUACCCUCAAGCCUGUCCAGGUGAAAGGAGCUCCAAAGACCCAGGAUGUGUUUGACUUGGACCCCCCUCGCAUGCAAAUUGCCAAUCACAGCUUCAUGUAUGCCACAGUGACCUUCACACCACCUUCCAUGCAGACAUACAGUGCUGUGUUCGAGGCAGCGAUUGAAGGGGUCACGCCAAACCAGGCCCGAGGAAAGUCACUCGUGUUCGAGGUCUCUGGGGAGGGCAAUCUACCCCGCAUAACUAUCGCCAAGCCCACCGUAAGGAACAAGAGAGGGCAACCCUUACUUUUGUUCAAGAGGAUCCUUCUGGGCAGGACAGAAUCCCUUCCUUUUGUACUGCUCAAUGAAGGCACAUUGCCAAGCAAGGUGGACAUUGAUCUCCUUGACCCUGACAGUGCCUUUAUGCUGAAACCCACAAAGGCCACUAGAGAUGCCAUAGGAGAUAUCAAUUAUGAUGACAAAGAGACAAGACGCAAGCCACACACCGCUUCUGUGAUUGUCAACCCAACAGAGAGGGCCACCUUUGAGGUUGUCUACAAGCCGUGUGCUGCCCAAAGGUCACAAGCUAACCUGAAGGUCACCGUGACGGACAACCAGUAUGAGGACUCGGUUGUGCAGAUGGUCGGAGAGGGCUAUGAGGAUGACAUCACUCUCGACAACAUUGGCUCUGUCUUUGUUCCCAUCGAUCCAGAGAAGGAAAUUGGCAGUAUGGCUGAUGAUGAUGUGGAAGAUGGAGAGGAAGAAUUUCCUUCUGAAAUAGAUCUUAGAAAAGCUGCAGAAGAUGACAAUGAAAUGCCUGCUGCCAAGCCAAACCUCAUGCAGUUCGGAGAUUGCUACAUCAAUGAGACACGCACCUUGAAUCUCACAAUGACCAACCACUCCAAGACUGACUGUGUACGGUUCAAGUGGCCUGACCAUCCACAGCUUAAAUUUUCACCGCAGAUGGGCCACCUCCAUGGAAGCUGCACCAAAGAUGUUGCAGUGACGUUCAACUCAGACUCUCCCAAGACCUUUGCCGAGUGCCCCAUUCAGUGCAAGGUGUCAAAGAUCGUUUUUGACAAGCCCAUCGAUCAGAUCUGUGACUGGGAUGACAAGAUUCAGGUGGUGAAGUGGGUGGACAUUCCACCAUCCCCAGUCCAGACAGCUGACAGCCCAGCAUCGGGCAGUGAAGCAGAAGAACGCAAGUCGCACUCAGUAGAAGACAUGGUGGAAAUUUUGAACUCUGCAAGCAAGUCCAACAUCCCAACAACCCCACGCACUCACAGGCCAGCCAAGAAGAAGAUGAUUGAGACAGAGCCAGAGCCUCAGUACACAGAGGUGGCUGAGAGCACCCGGACCGUGGAGCUGCUCAUCUCCGCCAUCUCUGACUUCACCCAGUGCACCUGCAAGGUGGAGAGCGUCCACUUCAAGGACACACUCAUGUUCCAGACCAGAGUGUAUAGCGUCCUGCUCCAGAACGAGGGUCAGGUGGCGCUCGACUACAACUGGCAAGUGCUGAUGGACAGCUUCACUCCCAUGAUGCAACGCUCUGUCACCUUCAUGUCCGAGGGAGAGAGGCCCGAGUCACGAGUGGACGUGGUGGAAACGUCGUACAUCCCCUUCCUGGUGGAGCCCCAGUUUGGAACCAUUCCAGCCGGCAAGUCGGCCUCCUGUGUUGUCAAGUUUGCUCCACUUGAUUCCAACGACUAUGAGGGAAGACUCAUUUGCAGCAUUCCAUUCAUGAGCAAGGAGGAGCAAGGACCAGUGAUCGGCCUCAAAGGUCGCAGCCUCAUGCCCUAUUGCCACUUCGAGCUGGAAGACUCUGACUACCUGAGCAGUGCCCGCCGAAACCCAGAGCUGAGAGGCCCUGGUGGUGCUCCCCCUGGCUCGACCCUUGACCCCAACACAAGGGUCAUAGAGUUCAAUGUGUGUGGCACAGGAGUGAGGUGUUACAAAGAGUUUGGCAUUGUGAAUCCAACCAAUGAACCAUUUGUAUUUGAAUGGAUGUGUGAAGAUGAAAGUGAUCCAAAGAGACCAUCCUGCUUCCAGUGCAUUCAUCCAGAGGGCCAGGUGAAGAGUGGCCGGAAGUUUAAGUCAAUGUCCCUCUCAAUUUCAAAGCCCAAAGUAAUCCAGAAAACUCUUAAGCAAAAUAUUUUAGCCAAUAAAAAUCAAGAAACAUUCUAUACAUAUUAUUAUAUACAUAUUUACGUGUCUAUAAUACACGCAGGUCGAGAGGCUGUGGAGACAAUUUACAUCAACAGCAAUGAGGAGACUCCUUUCAACUUCUCCUUUGUGGAGGACUCUUGCCAUUCAGAAGGUUAUGCCUCACACAUCAGGGUACAGCCGAUGCAUGGCCAGAUUCCACCAAAGUCAAGUGUCCCAGUCGACCUGUUCUUCUCACCGACAUCUGAAAAAGAAGUCAACUUUAACCUGCGCUGCGUUAUACCUCGGAAAGUCGCUCCAAUAACACUGAAUGUGAAGGCAGAGGGGUAUGCCAUGAACAGCAUCCUGCAGUGCGAGGAUUCCACCGGCAACAGAGUGGAGCUCAGUGACAGAGGACUCAAUCAGAUCAACUUUGGAGAGGUUGAGGUCAAUGAGAAUGCCAUCAGACAUCUGUUCAUCCUGAACUCUGGCAAGUUCAAUUUUGACUACACUUGGGAGUUCAGCGACAACUCCAUCGGGAAAGAUGCCAUCACCGUCUCCCCUGAUAAAGGCGGAGUGAUGUGUGGGGAAACACAGCAGAUUUCUCUCAUGUUCUGUCCAAGCAAGAGAAUGUCAGUGCGAGGUUGUGAAGCAGCACUCAAGGUGGCCAAUGGGCCGACCUAUCACAUCAGUAUUCUUGGUCUGGGAGUCACCCCAGGCCUCCACUUCUCCUUCCAAACAUUCAACUUUGGCAACUGCUUCAUUCACAAGACGGGUCUGGACCUGCCCACUAAACAAGCUGUUCUCAGAAUGACCAACAAGGACAAGAAAGAGAUCAGUGUGGACUGCUUGUAUGAAGGGAGUAGCGUCCUCACCUACAAGUUUGAAGCCUGCGUGGUGGCGCCUAAUGACACAGUGGAAGUGCCUUUCACCUUCUGCCCCCGCCAACCCAUCAAGUACCAUGAGACGGUUGUCUUUGAGAUCAAUGGACUGUCCAAGCAAAAGGUGGAGUUCUAUGGCACUGGCAGUGAGAUGAAGAUUGAAGUGGCUGACCCGAAACAAAAGAGUGUCAAUUUGGGAGCCAGAGUUGUUGGGGACACAGUCAAGAAAUACAUCCCCAUUGUGAAUAACAGCCCUGCGCCCAUCACCUUCAAUCUGGCUCUGACACCGACGGAGCCAGCUCUGCAGCACAAGGAGGUUCUGGCCAUCAGCCCAAAGGAUCAGAUAACCCUCGAUGCUCGUGGGGGAACUACGAAAGUCGAGGUCUGGUUCAGACCCAAAGCCCGAAUCCCUCAGUUCACAGAAGAGGUUCUUUUGGAAUGUGCUGGAAUGUCCCAGCCUCUCUUUGUGGUCAAGGGAUCUUGUCUGGGCAUGGAGAUCUCUCUGGACUCCGACUCUCUGUCUUUUGGCACGGUCUACCAGCGGAGCAGCAGCAGUCGCAAGCUGGUCAUGUCCAACACUGGAGACAUGAACACCAAGUUCCGUUGGGACGUAAAGCGCUUCAAGCCAGACUUUUCCAUCAGCCCUGAAGAAGGCUACAUCACACCCGGCAUGGAUGUCACAUUUGACGUGGAGUUCCACCCACAGAACAUCAGUGGAGAUGUCAGAUAUGAUAAACUGAAAUGCCUCUUAGACGGGGGACCUCACAAGCCUGUGACACUGACGCUGACAGGCUCGUGCACAGGCAUUCCACCUGUCAAGGAAGUUCAGAAUUUCCAGGCCGUGGUGCGGCAGUCAGACACCAAACAGUUGAUGAUCCCCAACAAGAGCAACCAGCUGUGGAACCUCAAGCCCAUCAUCGAUGGAGAACACUGGACGGGCCCCAUCACCUUCAUGGUGGAGCCGCAGCAGACAAAGGGCUACGAGCUCACCUACAAGCCACUCACCAUGACCUCCGAGAACAAGAAGCACAUGGGCUCAAUUUUCUUCCCGCUCCCGGAUGGCUCAGGCCUGCUGUUCAACCUGACAGGCUCAUCGGACCCACCUAAAGCCACUUCCAAAAUCCAGCGGGAUGUGCCGUGCAAAACUGGCUACACUGAGUUGCUCACUGUGACCAACUGGCUCAAGAAGCCUCAAAGAUUCAGGGUGCGAACAGAGUCUCUUAGGCCGGACAAACUGGACCCAGGGACAUCAGUGAAAGGCCAUGAAUAUGUGGACGUCCCAGCCAGCAGCAAGAAGGACUACAAGCUGUCUUUCUACGCUUACAGAGAGGGGCAGACCAUGCUCAAGGUGACAUUUGUCAAUGAGCAAACUGGGGAGUACCAAUUUUACGAGGUGACCUUCCGCGCCACAAAGCCAGGGGUGAUCUCAGCCAUCCAGCUGUCGACGCCUGUGCGGCAGAGUGUGCCUCACACGGUGACGGUGGAGAACCCUCUGUCCUACCAAGUCAACUUCUCCAUCAGCUGCUCUGUGCCGGAGGUCCUCAUUCCCAACCAGCUGGCAGUGCCGGCUAACUCACAGGGUCACUUCAGCUUUGAGUACCAGCCUUUGAAGGUUGGAGAGGUGCAAGGACGCCUGGAGCUGAACUGCUCUGACCUGGGUCUGUACACCUACGACCUGACUUUGACAGCCACCCCUGGAGCUCCGGAGAAAGCCAUCUACUUCAGAACUGGCCUGGGCUCCAGUAACAUGCAACUGGCCAAAUUUCUCAACUUUGCCAAACAAAGGACUGACUAUGUCUGCAAGAUUGAUAACUCCGACUUCCAUGUAGACAAGUCAGUGGCCGCAGCGCCUGGCUCCACGGGAGGUACAGAGGUGGCCUUGGAGGUCGUGUUUGAACCAUCCAAACUUGGAGAGCAGAGGGCAAUGCUCUCCGUGACCUCACAGCUGGGUGGCGAGUACGUCUUCCCUUUGUUUGGAACCAGCACCGCUCCCAAGCCUCAGGGUCCUUUCAUAGUGAAGGCCGGUUCUACCACUCCCAUCAUGUUCAGGAAUGUGUUUAGCUCAACCACUCCCUUCACCUUCCAGGUGGACAAUCCACUGUUCCAUUUGACCAAACAAGGGGAGUCUAUCAGGGCACACAAGGACCACCGUAUCGUGGUUGGAUUUGAUGGCAAUGACAGCGGCUCAAAAGCAGCAGUGAUGGGCAAAUUGAUUGUGUCUUGUGCUCGCUCAGCUGGGGGCAAUUCGAAUGUCCAGUGGGUGUUUUAUCUGAAGGGAGUCACACCUUGAGCACUCAUUCAUGAGGAAUCUAUGCUUUUGCAUGCUACUGGAAAGAAAUCAGCUUUUUUUUUAGCUUUACUGAUAUUUGAUAAAUGCAUGUUGUAGACGGCCUUUUCAAAAGGGGCUAAGCAAAAGAAAGUUGAAUUAUUUUGUUUUCCUAUAAUUUGCACCUCUUUCUAUUUCAGGAAGGAUAUGAGAAGUUUUUGUGUUCGUCGUCAUAUUAUGUUCUGUAAAGGAAAGUUAAUCUUUUCUUAUUUCUCUGUGAUAUUGAAAUUACAAUACUUUGAAGUGAAAAUAAAAACUGACUUGUAAAUGUUACAUUUUUCUUCAUUUGACUCAGUGCUUAAGUGUGAAGAAAGCAGCUUUCCUGCUUUUUCAAAAGAAGCAUAUUUUUUAUGAGGUACUGUUAGUGAGGGGGUACUUUUUGCAGGUGGGGGGGG
Molecule: messenger RNA, 17598 nt
Organism: Aplysia californica (California sea hare)
Lineage: Eukaryota; Metazoa; Mollusca; Gastropoda; Aplysiida; Aplysiidae
Product: hydrocephalus-inducing protein
Exons: 103
Coding region: 119-17167 (5682 amino acids)
Biological process (GO): axonemal central apparatus assembly; cilium movement
Cellular component (GO): axoneme
Source: RefSeq, a predicted model, not a curated record